This is a messenger RNA of Penicillium verhagenii, 1509 nucleotides long. Its product is annotated as aldehyde dehydrogenase family protein. The transcript has 3 exons. The coding region runs from base 1 to 1509 and encodes 502 amino acids. Gene Ontology annotation, molecular function: oxidoreductase activity, acting on the aldehyde or oxo group of donors, NAD or NADP as acceptor. NCBI's taxonomy places the organism in Eukaryota, Fungi, Ascomycota, Eurotiomycetes, Eurotiales, Aspergillaceae. The record is from RefSeq and is a predicted model, not a curated record.
AUGUCUGACGUUACCGUGCAAUUGACUGCCCCCAAUGGGCGCACUUAUGCCCAGCCUAUUGGUCUCUUCAUUAACAAUGAAUUUGUGGCAUCCAAGUCAGGCGAGAAGAUCGCUUCCAUUAACCCUUCUAACGAGACCGAGAUCGCUUCCGUUUAUGCCGCUGGUGAGGAGGAUGUUGAUAUUGCUGUCAAGGCUGCACGCAAGGCCCUGAAGGACCCGUCCUGGAAGGGACUGUCUGCUACAGAGCGUGGUGAAUUGAUGAUGAAGUUCGCCGACUUGAUUGAGCAGCACCGGGAGACCCUCGCCACUAUUGAGACCUGGGAUAACGGCAAACCUUACUCUGUGUCUUUGAACGAUGAUCUUGGUGAGGUCCUUUCCUCCCUUCGCUACUAUGCCGGCUGGGCCGAUAAGGUCACCGGUCAGACCAUCCCCACCACCCCUCAAAAGUUCGCCUACACCCUACGCCAACCCAUCGGUGUUGUGGGCCAGAUUAUCCCCUGGAACUUCCCUCUGGCCAUGGCCGCGUGGAAGCUGGGCCCUGCCCUUGCUUGUGGUAACACCAUUGUUAUGAAGGCUGCCGAGCAGACCCCUCUCAGUAUUCUCUACCUGGCUGGUCUGGUCAAGGAGGCUGGUUUCCCUCCUGGUGUCAUUAACAUCAUUAACGGCCAUGGUCGUGUGGCCGGUGCUGCGUUGGUGAAGCACACUGACGUUGAUAAGGUGGCUUUCACCGGAUCAACCGCUACUGGUCGUGAGAUCAUGAAGAUGGCUGCUGGCACCCUCAAGAACAUUACUCUGGAGACCGGUGGCAAGUCCCCACUGAUUGUGUUUGAGGACGCAGAUCUCGAGCAGGCCGCUAAGUGGGCACACAUCGGUAUCAUGUAUAACCAGGGCCAGGUCUGCACUUCCACCUCCCGUAUCUUGGUCCACGACUCUGUGUACGAGAAGUUCAUCUCCCUCUUUAAGGAGGCCACAGCCUCCACCAGCAAGGUCGGCGACCCAUUCGCCGACGAGACCUUCCAAGGUCCUCAAGUCACCAAGGCCCAGUAUGACCGUGUGCUGUCCUACAUCGAGGCAGGCAAGGCCGAGGGUGCUACCCUCGCCGCUGGCGGCGAGCCUUAUAAGAAUGUUGGUGAUGGCCGUGGCUUCUACAUUGCCCCGACCAUCUUCACCAACGUAACUGAUAACAUGCGCAUCUACCGCGAGGAGGUGUUCGGUCCCUUCGUCGUGAUCUCCAGCUUCGUCACCGAAGAGGAGGCCAUCACUCGCGCCAACGAUACCACCUACGGUCUCGGCGCUGCUCUGUUCACCAAGGACAUUGAGCGUGCCCACCGCACUGCCUCCGAGAUUGAGGCCGGUAUGGUUUGGAUCAACAGCAGCAAUGACAGUGACUUCCGCGUGCCAUUCGGUGGUGCCAAGCAGAGUGGCAUUGGUCGUGAGCUUGGCGAGGCUGGUCUUGAGGCUUACUCACAGGUCAAGGCUGUUCAUGUUAACAUGGGCUGCCGGCUGUAA